Messenger RNA from Exophiala dermatitidis NIH/UT8656, 4808 nucleotides. RefSeq lists its product as uncharacterized. The record is from RefSeq and is a predicted model, not a curated record. Lineage: Eukaryota; Fungi; Ascomycota; Eurotiomycetes; Chaetothyriales; Herpotrichiellaceae. The transcript has a single exon. Gene Ontology annotation, molecular function: acyltransferase activity, transferring groups other than amino-acyl groups. The coding region runs from base 1480 to 3429 and encodes 649 amino acids.
CUCCAUCCACCAUGGGGUUCAAGUUAUUAGUUAUUAGGGGGACUCUCGGCCCGCACUCGGCGUGUCAACAACUUGAAAAGCCGUCCACUGGCAACUUCAAGUUGAAGUGACAAAACCCCCCCGGGCUGCCUUUCUCCGCGAGGUUGACCGCGCAUGGGAGCUACAAGUAGGGCAGAUGCAAAUAGUGUCAUUGCAGUGGGCGAAACGAUCUGUAAAGUUGCCACUGCAAUGAAAAUGCUCAUUGCUGGGCGAUGCAGUGCUGGGUGAAUUUCUGUGUGCUAUGUACACUCUGCAAUUCGGGACAAUUGCAAGCGCACUCUCUCUUUCUUCUUCGAUAUCCAGCCCAAACCCGGAAGGCUAAGGUAGGUAGGUAGGUGCUUGGUGUUUUUGGCGAGAAUUCAGCCCUCGCCAACCGGGCAGUCAGCCACGUAUGCUGCCCUACCGAGCAUGUCUUGUGAAAUUGCCACGGGUUCUUACAACUGUCUUCAAGCAACAAUUCAAUCGCGGGCGGCUGGAUUUCAACAGCACGAUCGAAAGCCUGGCUAGGUGCUUGGUUGGUACCAAUGGGCGAGUCCAUAAAAGAACAACACGCAGCAGCCAACAAAGCCGAACGUCGUUGACAUGCCUAUACGCAGCACCUGAAGUCUCUCCUAAACGGCAUAUACGCGGAACUGCAGGGCAACGCAGAAACGAUUUUUCCUACCGUUGAAAACGCUCCAACUCCUCGAGCAACAUCAACUUAUUGUUACGGCGUUGUCCCAACUAACUGACGAAAGAGUACGAUCUCAAACACAAGGCCAGGAUUCCUAAGCACAAGUGCUCGGAAUUCAUGUCAUAUUGGGGCAUACUCCCAUGCGGUCGUGGACCCGUUCGUGACAGCGGUGUUGCGAAAGGCUGCAGAGAAGUCCAGGGGUCGAGAGAAGCUCGUGUGGUCAGAUAGAAGGGAGAAGGGUUCAGAAGGAGGAGGAUGUAAUGCCACCUACAGCGCAGAACUUGAACAGCAAUGUCACAGAGCGAUUUGUCUAUUGUCAAGCUUACCUAGUAAGGACCUUCCAGAAGUCGAACAAAGGAUACUAUUACGGAUGACACGAGUCGUACUAGUAUCUCUCCUUGGGCAGAUUCUGAGGUUGUGAUACUGGCAAUGGUCGGUGAGUUCGAAAACUAUGGCAAGGCAGGUGCGAGGUGAGAAGUCCAGUGGAGGGAACUUGAACGCCGUUGCCUGCGCUGCAGUCACCGUCCGAGAACUUGAAGGACUCACGGCUGCCUGCGCCGCUGCCACGCCCCGUUUUUCUCGCUUCAGCCGGGUCUCUACUACCAUUCACCUCGUCCAAACUCCUCCGUCCCAGUCCGUCGUCCAUAACUUGAGAUGCUGUUUUGUCUUCUGUGAAUGAUCCCUCUUCGACCUAGCUCUACCCUUCGUCCUUGUUCAUCCAUUCUUCGGCCAGCCCUCUCGACUCGACGCUUCUAUUUCCCACAAACAUGACGCCCAACAAGCGUCCUGGUUCACAACUGAAUCGACCAUCUGCCGCGAAGGUCCUUCGAUUGGGAGACAAGAGUAGCCAGCACGAUGACAGUCGGCAGCCACACGAAUCUGGCCGACCCGCCGCCACAGAGCCUGACACCCUAUUGCCCGACGAACAUGCAAUAGUUGAAGAGCUUACUGUGACGGUCAAGUUCAUUGAGGCCAAAUCGGUAGCACAUUUCCUUAAGCUUGGCACAAGCGAAUCAAGUCAUGCAAGGCCCUUCCACUGUCUCAUAGGCACUGGUUUACUCACCGACACAAGCUGCUCCUUCAAAUACAGUGACGACAAAUUCGGCCGUCAUUUAUUCUAUUCAGGGAGCGCGCCGCAGUAUGUUCAGGUAACCGUGGCCUGUAAGAACGACCCGGACAAGAUCAUCGGAGCUUGCUAUGCCACACUCAUCAGGAAGGACCGCGACAGGGAAAACUUCUACAGCCACAUGGCACAGGAACUCACCGAGGUGACUCUACUGGCGUUUGACCUCUUUGACCGAUACGGAAGGUUCAAGCAACAAUAUCGGUGUCAUCCAGUCAAAAGAGGCUCCGGUUUCUGGCAGGACCAAUUGAAUAAAGGUGCCAUACUGCUGAUCGAAGACAUCCAUGUCCAAGAAUCCUAUCGGCGGCGUGGAAUUGGUCUGAAAAUGGUGACAAGAUUGCUACACGCCAUGGCCAGGGAAGCACUGAACGGAGAGUUCACUGCGGUCGUCAGGCCCAACGCUACAAAGGACUAUCACUUCCAAGAGGCCGUGUCGGCCAUAUUACAGAAUCAGAAACGGGCCAAGAUGCUUGCGAAUGAAGAUGUCGAGACCAUUCGCUGGUUCAGGCGCUUGGGCUUCAGGCGUAUUGGGUCCUCCAUAUGGUUCGGACUAUACUGUGGCAACGAGCCUUCUCAAUCCUCCAUUGAACUGGACCAAGACCAUGAUCUAACCAGAGAAAUUGCUGGUGCAAAGGUGAAGUUUCCACAGCGUGUGGUUGAAGCCCUGACUGGAGCAAAUAACAAAAACUUCCUGAAAGUGAUGAGACGACAGUUCCACAAUAUACCAUUCGAAGACGACCGAUGGAUGGCCACAGAUGAGGAGGGAAAUACUCUACUCCACAUUGCGGCUCUGCGCUUCUGCUAUGAUGCUUUGAAUUGGCUCAUGGAUGAGGGACCCGGUCCCGCGAUGGCCGAGAUGCGGAACACUGUCGGCGACACACCACUUGAGGCUCUGCUCCUGGAACUUGAAACCCGGAGAACCUGGAAACUAUCCGGAUCUUCUGUAACUCUCACCAUGGACGAGUUUGAAGGACACAGCCGGCAGGCAGUCAAGUGCGUUGCCAGACUGAGAGACCUCGAGCUCAAGACUACCCUUGACUUCAAGCGGAUUGCCUGCGGCUGUACGUGUGGUGAAUGCAUUCAGGGCUUUCUAAGCCCUCGAAUGCGCGACGAGCUCGAAAUAGAGGCCAUUACAAUCUUUAGAACUGGCGAAGAAAAUCUCGACUAUUGUUCUGGGGAGGAAUGGGUUAUGCACUUGCUGGACUGGCUGCCCCUUCUGAAAAGGCACAGCAUCAGGCAGCUUGGUAGAUACAAAGCCAUGCGACGGGGCCUGAUCAAACUCGCUGAAAGUAUAUUUGACUGCCUGGAAGCUUAUCUGCCGCCCGACGAAAGGGCCAUCGAGAUUGUCAUUGACAGCCGGGGCGAUUCGACGAUUGUAGACAAGUUUUUGAUGGGCACUGGGUCCAUUGAGGAGGUGGUGGUAAAUAUAUUUCAUGGAGUCAUGAUGUCGUCUUCUGCGGUCAACGGUGAGAGGGCAGACUUCGACCAUCAGGAAGGCCGGGGGGAGUACUACAGCUUGCCGGAAUGCAGGAAUGACCAUGAAUACCAGUUUGUUCUACACCAGUGCGGCUGGUUUCGCUACGACCUAUCCUGAGAAAAUGUGCCUUUGCUGCUGUCAUUGGGGUUGAUCACCAUGCAAGUGGUAGGGAGUGAUGAGAAUAGAAACAGCAGCCUCGUUCUGAGGCAGUUACGGCACUGAACUUGUGGAAUUCUUCAGAGGUCCAUGCCGCGGUCACAGCGCACAAGCUGAAAAGUACAGAUGGAAGGCUAAAAAUAAAAAGCCAGGAGAUUGUUUCCAAGCUUGCUCUAGAAGGGGUUAAACGACAUAUGAUACACCUUGUCCUUCUACUGAUUUUUUGCCUUGAAGCAUUUAUAACAACUCGACCUGGGUACAAUGCUCGGACGUAUUUAAUUUGUUGUUUCUCACAACUUUCAAGCGAGUUCAAUCAACCCCACUCGGAUACGAUAGACAUUUCCCAAACAUUUGAUCCUGUUUAUGAUACAAAAGAGCCCAGACGCAAUAAACCAGAAAUUGCAUUUUAUUGUCACUCUACUCUCCAUCCUGCGCAUUUUCUUCGCCUUCCUCUUCAUCCUCAUCCAUUCCCUCGGCAACGUCGACGGCAAAAGCCAUGCUCUGAUCGACGCCGACGUACGAGUCGCACAUGAGGAACAAAGUGAGGUCUUUCUUGCCUGGUGUGGGGACAACAUACUCGAGUUUCGUAGCGAGAGUCUUGCCAAUGGUGACGCGCUUGAUGGCCAAGAGGGACUUUGUCUUUUCCUCGGCCACGACGAGCCACCAGUUCUCGAGCUUGCGGACGGGGAAAAACGGCGCAUGGACAGUCAAGUCUACCUCAGCAUCCUCGUCAUCAACUUCGCGCGACACACGGACCUGGAGGUACGAUGGCUGACCCGCAGUAACGGCAUCCUUGUCGACGACAUCAAAUUCAAGUUCGAGACUGGGAUACUUGUUGUUUGUGAAGUUUGCGGCCUCGACGAGCUGGCGGUUCGACAAGCCCAUUGCAGCGACGAGUUUAGGCUGGUCCGGGUUCUCCGAGGGGUCCAUGGCACCCAUGAAAUCGUCAAUGUCCUUGAUGCCGAAUUUGGCGAGAAUCUCGACGAUUUUGGUGUCGAAGUGCGGGAUUUGCAAGAGUGGGCUGUCGCGGUCCCACAUGGCCUGCACGACCAUCUGGGACAUUUCCAUGGCGUUGAUGGCGUUUAAGUGGCCCUCGGAGCUCAACACGUCAACACAGGCAGAUAGCAGACUGAGGACUUUACUGAGGAUCACUUCUUGGUCCUUGGCCAGGUCGAUGGGCAAUUGCAUGCGUGAGAAAUGGGCCUGCAACAAGACCAUGGCUUUGAAGUGCGGCGAGUCGUAGACCGGUUCUGACAUCUUGACGGGGACCCGGUCGUAGAUCCGACGUAGGAUGUGGUCUUCGUGGCGGCGCAUCUGGAUGUCUUCGAACUCGGUGGCCG